AUGCUGCGUCCAGCCCUUAUUGUUUGGUGGUUUUGGGCAGGAUUUUCCAUCGCUGAUGACGGGGACGAUUUCUCGAACAAUCUCUUCUCUGAUCUGGCACCUCUGUUGGCCCUUUUCGGAGAACGAGUUACCAUGCAAUUCAUGAGCCAGUCCAUGGGUUGGGCGGACAACUUGAUACUUGCCAUGGGCCCAAUAGGGAUAAUCACUAUCAUCGUUAGUGCCAUCAGAGUUGGUGGUCCAAAGCUGCUGAAGGCCUUGGUUGGAAGAGCGAGGGAGAAUCUUGCGGCCGCCGAAAUGGAGCUCCUGUCAUCUACUUCUCAGGAAGUCGGCGAGCUCUGGAAUGGGUCAGAAGUCGUUCGGUGUAUGGGGAAAUGCCCUCUGACAGAGUUCAUCAUCCUUGUUCCUAAGAAGGGGGUGAAUGAGCACUCACAGGUUAAAGUCGGCGAUUGGGAUAAGUAUCUGAAAGAGACUGAACACAAAAAAGCCGAUACUCCAUUCUUCAACAAUUCACCAAAUGAAGAAGAUGGCCAAGCACAAAAUGUCAAACUGGAACAGGUUAAUAACCCACCCCCAGGCCCUGACAAUAAUGGCAAACAAAACCAUGCCACAGACGACGAAAAAAAACCCGAGCAAAAUAACGACGUCAUUGUUAUACGCAUUAACGGCCCAAAGGUCGAAACCGCCCAAAAAACUGAACAAACUAAAGAGCCUAAAACCCCCGAAAACCCAGAAAGAAUUGGAAAAACUGAAACCACUGGAAAAACUGGAAACAUAAAAAAAACGGAAAAUGCCGAAAAUGCUCCAAAUAUAUCUCUAAAUUGCCACAAGCUUGCAAGCCCCCUAGAGCUUUGGAUAGUUGCCAUUAUUGGGACCAUCCUCCAGCUUGGAGUGGUGGCAUACUGGGCCUUUGCUACAUAUUACCCAACGCUACAGUACCCCAAAGACGGCAAAAAAGUUCCAGACUAUGCAUAUCCUUGCGCUGCAGCUGGAACACUUACCUUGGUGGUUAGCAUGAUACUUUGCUCACAUGUUGUAGAGAGCAGGACCAAGGAGCGGAAAUAUGUUCCACGUGGAAAAGCGCAUGAUAUCUACUUUUGUUGGCUACAGCAAGAAAAAAUUGUGAGCGACCAGUCAUUCAACUCACACAUUGUCUAUUGCAAAAAGAAAAACAAGUAUAUCCUUAAGUCAGAGCGAGAUGGCGAAGAGAGCAGAAAGAAAGGCCUUACCGUUGUUUCAACAAUGAUUGCUCUCUCUGGAUUCGUCGUACAAUUCGUCGGUUUGCGGGGACUGCACUGGUCCGCCUCUGUUACUCAGCUUGGAAUCGUAUUGUUCAUGCUUGCUUGCAAAGCAUUCGUUCGCUGGGGGCUCGCUAACCCCCCAGAAAGCGGUGGCUCUCUCAAGUCCGGAUUUGAGCUUGAGUGGCUCACUAAAAUACUGUGCGAGAGAGGUGAGCCACCCCAAGAACUACCUCGAGAUCUACCUCAAGAUCUGUCUCAAGAUCCACCCCAAGAACCACCCCAAGAACCACCCCAAGAACCACCUCAAGGUCCAUCUCGAGAACCACCCCAAGAACCACCUCAAGGUCCAUCUCGAGAUCCGGUUCUGGAUCUAGCUCUUAAGUGGCUUAAGGAACAGAUAAAGUCACCUUGGGCUCCCAGACCUCAAGGCGCGGCUAAACCAUCAGGGGAUGCAGCUCCCGGGCGGUUCCUCAAAUGGUUGCGCAGAGGCUGGAUUAAAAUUGCAAGGUCAUUCUUCAGGUUCUUAGAUUCAUUCUUUAGCGACAUUAAAGAUGCAGAGCGAUCUAAGAAUCAAGACCUAGUGCACAGUCUGGUUGGGUGGCUCAUCAAAGCAUUAUACAGAAGAUCUGGUAGUGCUAGAGAUGCCGGUCCUCUUCAGUGGUUCAAGCGUGAAUUGCCAUCUUUGCCAGCAACAAACAACGAGAGAUCCGGUCUUGCAUCUUUCAUUGCUGUUUUUACUUUGAACUUGAACUCGCAUCCUAACAACGAGGGGGUACCCCCUGAACCUGGACACAUACCAGACUGGACGAUCAAUGGAUUUAAAAUGCCCAAGUUUCGAGUGGUAAACCCCACAGGGGCGUUGCCGGCACACAACAUGAUGACGAUCCGUCGAGACUUAGGUCGAUUGGCUGACUGGCGUGAGCGUCCGUCCAAAGAAGCAAUCGCUGUUACCAAAUCGAUUGAAAUCGCGAUGAAAACCCUUUUCCCCAAAGGCAAAGGUACUGAGGGAUUCAUCUACUGGUCGAUAAAGAAGCCGGGCCAGGAGAUUGAUUUUAAGAUCCAGCACAAGAAUGGAAAAUUCACGGCUGAUGUUAUGGAAAUGGAAGCGAUUCUAUCUCUGUGGCUAUUUGCUGACAGCCAGCAGUCCCCCGAAGACGAAUCUAAACCGUCAAGAGAGGAUGGAAAAAAGGAAAGUGAUUCUUGGCUGAGAAGCAAGGGAUUACUGCCCGAGUUCGCCCUCUGCUUCCUCGGAUCUUAUUCAGCAGCGUUGCACCGCGACAUCUGGUGGUGGAUGCCCACCAAAGAAAACCCAGUUCUCCUAGUUCAGAAAUGCGAAAAAACAGGCAAUACAGAGCAUGAUUCUGUUGAAAUCUUGGCUGAGAGAUAUGGAAGGGUCGUUGGUAGCGUUUCUGAAUAUGAUUGGGUCGAGAAACCGGAAACUAGACUGAAACCAGAAACUAGACUGAAAAUCCGUCAGUUGGAUGAGCCUAAGUUUGAUGAAACAAGUGCGAAACCCGAAGGUUUCUUUGCUACUGAAAAACGGACCUCAGUGGAAUUGGUCUACGCCCAACACAUAUUCUCCGCCUUCAUGGGCGCAGCUGCUGCGGACAAGUCUGCUUACAUUGAUCCUUCGAAAACUACCUUACGGACAGAAGUAACUUCAAAUGGUGGCGCGUGGAAAUCCUUCGCAAUCACGAACGAAGCUCUUUCUAGAAUGGCCAUUGAAAUCCAACAAACAGGUCUUGGGAGCCUGGAGGAAGUUUAUCAAAGCAUUCUCCCUCCUCUUAGUCUCUCGAACAAACUGCCUCAGCCCGAUGAAAUGGUUGAAAUAGCACGAAAAGAGGCUAGAGCACAUGAAAAAGCCGGCAAAUGGGUCGAAGCUGGGAGAAUAUAUUUAUCACUGCUGCGCAGAAUAAAGACAUAUCCCCAUGACACCCCCAUCACGAUCAAAGCUGCAGCAACAAUAAUCCAAUUUUGGAGACAGGUUGUCUUUGCAAUUGAAACCGAGAUUGCUGAAGAUCCGGCGUUAAAAGGACUUGCAGAGGAAUUGGAAAGGCAGUUGGGAGAUAUCAAUGAGGAAGCCUUCCUCAAUUUAUGGAAUCUUUACAUUAUCCAAGGCCGCGGUCGUCCCUGGGACAUUAUCCGAGGCCGUGGUCGUUUCUGGGAAGACGAUCUAAAUAGCACUGAGUUGGUUGAAUUGGAAUCUUUCCCAGAUGGAGAUGAAUUUGGCAUCACUGAAUACCACAUUUGCGCUAGACAAGGUGUGUGGCCGAAUAUCGACCACCAGCUGAUGAGGUCCGCUGAUGUCUUUGGUUGGACACCGAUCCACUAUGCUUCAACCCGGGGUUCAUCGCGGAAACUCAGGUCGGGGACGCCUGGAGACAUCAUAGGACACAUUGUGGGCAGUGCCGACAUCAAUGCGCGCGAUUUGAUCGAAUGGACGCCGCUACAUUAUGCUUGCUGCGAUGGAAAUUUAGACAUGGUGCAAACAAUUAUCCGGUAUCGCGCCGACGUUAAUGCGCAGGGCACAGACAACUUUGCGCCUCUGCACUGUGCGGCUUGCCACGGCUACCGAAAGGAUGUUGCUGCCGCAUUGAUUGAAGCAGGAGCCGACGUUAACUCCCAAGACGUAUUUGGCAAUUCUCCAUUGUUCUGGGCUAUAAGGAAUCACAACGAGCCCCUUUGUCGCCUUCUUUAUGGAAACCUGGACUUGAACAAGAAAUUACGAAAUUUCGAGGGAAUGACUGCUCUCCAUCAAGCCGCAUUUUUUGGUAAUCAGGCAAUAGUAGAGCUGCUACUGCAUGACCAGGAUGUCGAUGCCAGAGACCGCACCUGGAAAACCCCGUUGCAUCUGGCAGCAUGGAAAGGUCGAAAAGCAAUUGUUAUACUGCUGCUUGAGAAGCAGGCAAAUAUUGGGGCUCAAGACGAAAAGCGCUCCACCCCGCUACGCCUAGCAGAAGACGAAGGGCACGAUGAGAUUGUUCGACUACUGCUUGACAGGCAGCCAGGUAUAAAGCUUGAAGACGCAAGGGGCAUCGACCAUGUACGCAUAGCAGAAGAGGCAGGGUGGCGCAGUAUUCAGAGAGAGGUGUAUGGAAUUCACAUUGAUGAAUAG
This is a messenger RNA of Clonostachys solani, 4353 nucleotides long. Lineage: Eukaryota; Fungi; Ascomycota; Sordariomycetes; Hypocreales; Bionectriaceae. The record is from the annotation of a GenBank genome assembly.